AUGUCCACCUUUAUUUUGUCGAGACUUUUCUCGCUGCGACAUAGUGACAGGGUCACCGCAUCGGUACCGGCAUCUGCUAGCACCGAAGCAGAAACCCCCACCUGGCAGCGCAUCGGCAAAGCCCACCACCACCUACUGGAGGAACUCGAAAACCUCUACUGGAUUGGAGUUGAGCACGAACUGGAAUCUGUACUCCUUGCUCUACGAGCUUGGCAACGGCCCGAAAACAGCAAGGUUGAGCUUGACGACGAGCGGGACAGCUUCGUUCAUGGUUUUGACACAUUCAUCGACCAGGUCAGCGAGGAUGGCAGGCAGUUCGCGGAGCAUAUAGCUUCUUCCAAAAAGGAAAACUACCAGAUUAAGCCUCCAACCUAUAUCGAGGCCCUGGCCCAAAACGCCCAAGAGAAGGCUACAGAAGCAAGGACGGUGAAGCUCAAACAGGAGAUUCGGAGAGAUGUCGAAAUAGUUGCUGAAGGCGAAGCUCAAAAGCCACUUCUUAGGCGUCGUGUUGGGUCGCUAAUGCGUGCACUGGGACUACUGGAUAUCGAGAAGAUGGUCGAACACCGGCCACCGCUCAAUCGCCUAUCGUUUUGGAAAAGACCCGCUGUACCCCAAUUGCAAUUGGACAGAUUCUCCAAGACGGGCAUUCCAGUGUUGGCACCGAGCCGUUGCACGAAUUGUGACAUUAUCAUCCGAGGAAGCAUGUAUUGCCGAACGGAGGCCGGUACAAAAGAUCAGGUUUGCGAAGAAUGCUACCUGAGAGAAUUCAAGGGUAUAUCAAGCUUUGCCAAGACAUAUAAGCACUGUAUACUCAACGACAUCAUCGACGCACGAGUGAGCCGCAAGAUUUGCAUGUGCGAACAAGUUCCGCACUAUGAUUCUCGAGGCAUGAAGUUGAGUCUGUUCCCGGUCGAAAAAGAAGCCAAACACCGGAAGAAUGGCGUAGGAAAAGUAGAAUGUGGUCUCCUUAAGCUCGGUGAGAUGGUUGCCGAGGCUAAAUACGAUGGCAUGCGGACUAUCACAACGAGACCUAUAACUAAAGGAAGUAAAGACAAGAAAGGAAAAUUGGCUCCUGCGGAGACUGUUCGAAUUCAACAAGGCGGUCACCGGCCCAAGACUAUCGAGAAGGAGAGUCAACACGGACCAGACCGAACGGCGGCCACUGGAACUGCGAUUGCACUUGAAGAAGCAGAAGCUGAUGAAGAUAUCCCCUUCUUCUUGAAGGAGUUUGCAGAGCGCUAUCCUUUUGGAAAUGUGCACAUGGCGCUUCGAAUUGGCCCUGUCCUGAUCGAAAAUGGUGGUAAACACGAUGAAGAGAAGGCUGUCAUUAGUCUCCGGAAUCCUCCCGUAUUACAUUGUGCGGACUCUCUCCGUAGAUCGAGGGCUCUAGCCUUAUUCGACAACCCCGAUCGUGAGUUAUGGUGUCAAGACAGGCCAAGGAACUUCAAACGAUACAAAUGUGUCAUGAAGCAAGUCGUAGGCACACCAUUUACGGGAGUACUGGACAAGGAUCUCGAAGAAGGCAUCAUUAGUUCCCUUCUUUCAGCUAGCAAAUUCGCAUUUGACGACCCCGGUCUAGCACAUGACAAAAGGAAAGAGUGGCUGAAGCAACUCUUGUGUCCCAUCAUGCGCAACUUGCGGGAAUUACUGCAGCGUCCUCUUGCGAUAUACCUCGACAGCAUCACAUCACAAUUGCUUAGUCCCUCUACUAAGCUAGCUUGGUCUAUCAGUAACAAUAACUGCCAGAACUUUGCCGAUGCUAUCAUUUCUCUAAACACCUUCGGGUCCCUCAUUGCACCGCCAUCGCCUUCCAACAUCCCGCUCUAUCUUCUCAGUUUUGUCACCCGCCCUGCCGGAUACAAUAAGCCUGUCAUUAAGUCCAAGUUUGACGUUCCGAAUGGGCUUACAGAGGAAUACCUACUGCGCUUCCGCUUCGGUCGACACGAUGACGCUGAUAUCAUUGACACGCUCCAGGAAUACUGGUAUGAUUGGGGCUGUUUCGGAAAACAUCUAUAUCCCUACUCGGAGCUGUUUGGCUGGGAUUGCACCGAGGCAUUCCGGCGUUAUCCCGUCACCUGUGGAGACUGCAACCUUUCCAAGCAUGUGUGGGCUUUCCCCUUUGACUCUUGGAAUAUCUCCAGCCUUCACUUGACCCGUGACCGUUGGAACUAUCCUCCUGGUCAAGGGAGGACAACCAUGAGCGACAAGGACUGGAUGAAAAAUAGGCUGCUUGCUAUCUGCGCCCAAGACAAGCUGUCCCUCGUCGCUAUUGCCAUGGCCCGAAACCCAAACUUUCGCCGGCGCACAGAAUGGUUACACAAACAGAAUAAUCCCGCUCUAGACAGGCUCAAACUUGGAGGUAUUCAUCGUGCACAGCCAUUCAGUCAUUACUAUGAGCAGGGCAAGUAUCAACACUACUUCAUUGCAUCUUGGGCACACUUGAAGCUCGAUGAUCAAAUCGCGGAGUACGAGCUGCUGCGUGAUGGUAGAUUGAAGCUUCCGGAUGUCGAGUUUGCGCCAAGAUUGUACCAAGGGCAGAGUUUGAGCAGUAUUCUGGCUGUAGCGGGAAUGGGAGGAGCCAUGGGUGCAGGCUUCGGUGGCGGUAGCGGCGGGGAUGGUGGGAAUGCUGGAGGAAAUUGUGCAACAGGAUGUGGAUCUGCUUCGGCUUGUGGGAGCUCAGGCGAUGGAGGUGGUGGUGAUGGAGGUUCUGGUGGCGGAGGUGGUUGCGGAGGCGGUUGCGGAGGAGGUGGUUGUGGUGGAGGUGGCUGA
Molecule: messenger RNA, 2769 nt
Organism: Alternaria atra
Lineage: Eukaryota; Fungi; Ascomycota; Dothideomycetes; Pleosporales; Pleosporaceae
Exons: 2
Coding region: 1-2769 (922 amino acids)
Source: RefSeq, a predicted model, not a curated record